UUUCAUCCUCAGGAAUGCUGCUAGUUAAACAACCGACGAAGUCAAGAGUAAGACCCACGUGAACUGGUAUCUUCUACCACUUCUCUCCGACUCGAUCCUUCAGCUUCACAGAAGCUCUCUCUCGCCCAACCCUAGAUCGCAGCUGGUGACAGCCGACGAAUAACACAAUAUCUUAUUGAGUUCCUCUUCGGUCAGGCAUGGCAUUUAGAACAAUGAUACCUCACUCUCGCCCCCACCUUGCAGCCGCACAUUCCGUAACUGCACACGUCUUCACUGCUUCGAAUUGCUGUACGAAAAGCUCGCCAUUGCCCAUCAGGUUGGUGCAGAUAAACAGUAUAAAAGCUAGGAGAUAUCUGGGAUUGCAAACAAAUACAGAAAAGGAAAGGAUAAGAUCUCUCAGGACAACAUCACCAUCAUCAUCAUCAUUGGCUGCAGCGAGCGUGCAGGAGAAUCUUCCCCCGUCCUUGGAGGCCACUUCCGAACCACCUCCUCUAUUUGAUGGAACUACGAGGUUGUACAUUGCUUACGUUUGCCCAUUUGCACAGCGUGCAUGGAUCACCCGAAAUUAUAAGGGAUUACAAGACAGUAUCAACUUAGUUGCAAUUAAGCUUCAAAGCAGGCCUGCUUGGUACAAGGAGAAAGUCUAUGCUGCAAACACGGUGCCAUCGUUGGAACACAAUGGAAAAAUCAUAGGAGAGAGUCUCGAUGUAAUUAAAUAUCUAGACAGCAACUUUGAGGGGCCUCCUCUUUCAUCCAAUGAUCCAGCUAAAAAGGAGUUUGCUGAAGAGUUGAUAGCCUACACUGACACCUUCACCAAGACAAUUUUUUCAUCAUUCAAAGGAGACCCUAUAAAAGAAUCUGGCCCUGUUUUUGAUCACAUAGAAGAGACUCUUCAUAAGUUCGAUGAUGGGCCAUUCUUCUUGGGACAAUUCAGUUUGGUGGACAUAGCUUAUAUCACAUUUUUUGAAAGAUUCCAAAUCUUCUUCUCAGAGGUGUGGAAGCAUGACAUCACAGCAGGCAGGCCUAAACUUGCGAAAUGGAUCGAGGAGGUAAACAAAAUCGAUGCUUACAAGCAAACAAAGAUUGAUCCCAAUGAGCAUCUUGAAACCUUCAAGGCUCGCUUUCUGGCCAAGUAAGCAUUGAACGUUCCAGCACACGUCUUCUGGACUUCGGAGCAAAAUAAGUGGCGUUGUGCGUCUACGUUAUGUUUCUUUGUAUAAUAAAUGGUAUGUGUGUAUGAGUUUUGUGCUUAUGUACUACUGGUCGAAGAUGUGAGCUACUUGUCUCCGUGUAUGUAUACAUGUACGAAUGAUAAUAUUCACAAGAAUUUAAUUAA
Juglans microcarpa x Juglans regia is the source of this 1336-nucleotide messenger RNA. RefSeq names its product glutathione S-transferase L3-like. The record is from RefSeq and is a predicted model, not a curated record. The coding region runs from base 198 to 1136 and encodes 312 amino acids. The transcript is spliced from 10 exons. Lineage: Eukaryota; Viridiplantae; Streptophyta; Magnoliopsida; Fagales; Juglandaceae. Gene Ontology annotation, molecular function: glutathione transferase activity.